Corylus avellana is the source of this 3439-nucleotide messenger RNA. RefSeq lists its product as uncharacterized. NCBI's taxonomy places the organism in Eukaryota, Viridiplantae, Streptophyta, Magnoliopsida, Fagales, Betulaceae. The record is from RefSeq and is a predicted model, not a curated record. Gene Ontology annotation, molecular function: protein kinase activity; ATP binding; receptor serine/threonine kinase binding. Gene Ontology annotation, biological process: protein phosphorylation.
GGCAAGCAAACCCCACCACUUUGGUCUGUGUGGACUAUUGCUGGUUUAGUCUUUGGCAGUUGCAGACCAGCAGUCCAGUCAACUCCACCCCCACCCCCACGACACGCCAGCAUCUUCUUCCACUUCCCAAUUUCCCACAAAUUUCCUUGCCUUCAAACAAACCCAAAUACCCAACCAACAACAACACACCAAUCUCUUAUUUUUAUGCUCGGUCAAGACACCUCUCUCAGUCUCUCUGCAACUUUUCUACUUCUAUUAUAUUGAUUCAUCUAUUCCCUUGCCUUCCCUCUUCAGUACCUGAAACCAAACAGUUGUUAUAUUAGUCCAUACAUGCAUACAUAUUUGUGAUACAAAAAGAGCUGCAGAGCAUCUCCCCCCAUCACGUAGCUAAAAUGAACAGGUAUGGGCACAGCACUCCUCUACUCCAUUUUUGCCUAUUUUUCUUCUUGUUAUCUUCUGUGGUCUUCUCUGAAUUACACUCAAACCAAAAAACCACCAUGAUCAGUCUUUCUGAGGCCAUCAUGAACAACACAGCUUUAAUAUGGGAUGUGAACAAAGACCCAUGUUUAUGGGGAGGAGUUACAUGCGGCCCCCCUGGGAAUUCUUCCAUUACCGAAAUCUCUUUAUCUGGGGUUUCCCUCUCCUCCUCAGAUUUUCUACCUCUUCUUUGCCAGAUAGACUCUUUGGUGAGUCUUGACCUCUCCAACAGCAAUCUGACCUCAAUCCCAGAUAAGUUUAUCACAGAUUGUGGGGCGAUUGGAGGGCUGCAGCUCUUGAAUAUUAGCAGAAACGGGUUAGGUGGUACUCUGCCUACGUUUAAUGGUUUUGUUGGGUUGAAGUUCUUGGACUUGUCUUUCAAUUCCUUGAACGGAAACAUAAGUUUACAGUUUGAAGGAUUGGUUGCCCUCAAAAGUUUGAAUCUUAGUUUCAACAAUUUCACUGGCCCCAUUCCUACCAACCUUGGGAAAGCCAUGGCUUUGGAGCAGCUUCAGCUCUCUAAGAAUUCCUUUGAAGGUGGAAUCCCUGAUCAAAUGAUCGAUUACCUGAAUUUGACUCUGGUUGACCUGAAUCAAAAUAAGCUUUCUGGCCCUGUUCCUGUUAGAAUUGGAGACCUGUCUAAGUUGGAAGUUUUGAUUUUAUCUACCAAUAACUUGAGCGGGGAAAUCCCAGAAACCCUUUCAAGUAUCAAAAGCCUUUCACGUUUUGCAGCCCAUCAGAACAAUUUUGAAGGUACUAUUCCUAGUGGACUUACAACAUUCCUCAGGAACUUGGACCUUAGUUAUAAUAAGUUAAGUGGGUUGAUUCCUUCAGAUAUGUUGUCACCAUCAAAUUUGCAGACUGUAGAUUUUUCUUAUAAUUUGUUAACGGGGCCGAUACCUUCAAACAUAUCUCCAAGCAUGGUGAGGUUGAGAUUGGGGAGCAAUUUGCUUAAUGGGACAAUCCCUACUGCAACAUUUGGAAAACUUGAGAAAUUAAUGUACUUGGAGCUGGAAAACAAUAGCUUGACCGGGUCAGUACCUCCGGAUUUGGGUUCUUGCAGGAAGUUGCUGUUGCUGAAUUUGGCAGGGAAUAAACUGGAUGGUGCAUUGCCGGGACAGUUGGGUGGACUUAGCCAACUUCAAGUUAUGGAGCUUCAGUCGAACAAGCUGGUUGGAGAAAUCCCAAUUGAAAUUACCCAGCUACCAAAAUUAUCGAAAUUGAAUAUGAGCUGGAAUUCGCUGAAUGGUUCGAUACCUUCCACGAUUUCAAGCUUGCAAAGCCUUACUAACCUGAUUUUACAAGGUAACAAACUCAGUGGUUCAAUACCCUACACUAUUGCCAGCAUGGAUUCUCUGUUAGAACUCCAGCUUGGAGGAAACCAACUCAGUGGUUUAAUUCCAAGGAUGCCAGUAAAGCUGCAGAUUGCUUUAAAUCUCAGCACCAACCUCCUUGUAGGGGAAAUUCCAGAAAGUCUUUCAAAACUUACUGGAUUAGAAAUUUUGGAUCUCUCAAACAAUAAAUUGUCAGGAGAGAUACCAUCAUAUCUGACUCAAAUGGCAGCCUUGACAAAGUUGCUCCUUUCGAACAACCAGCUCUCUGGAAUUAUUCCAAAGUUCAGUCCAUGGCUUACGAUUGAUGCAAAUGGAAAUAAGGGUCUUAUUAACGCUACAACACCAAACACUUCACCAAAAUCAGCCAAGAAGGGAAAAUCAGUUACUGCAGGUUUGGUGAUUGGGUUCGCAGCUGCUCUUUUCGCUAUUGGGGUAGUCAUUGGCGUUACUGUAUCAAUCUCAAGGCGCUAUUACAGGGUUAAUGAUGAGCAAUCGCAAUCACAAUCAGCAGAAGAUCUCCCUCCUCCUCAGGUCCUCCAAGGGAGUCUAUUAACUGCCAAUGGGAUCCACCGAUCGAAUAUCGACUUCACCAAAGCUAUGGAAGCAGUUGCUAACCCAUCAAAUGUCACGUUGAAGACCAAGUUUUCAACCUACUACAAAGCCAUCAUGCCAUCUGGAUCAAGCUACUUUGUCAAGAGGAUUAACUGGAGUGACAAGAUAUUCCAGUUGGGCAGCCAUGAUAAAUUCUGGCGAGAGCUGGAGGUCUUGGGGAAACUGAGCAAUUCAAAUGUCAUGACUCCUUUAGCCUAUGUUUUGACAGUUGACAAUGCUUAUCUUUUCUACGAAUUUGCUCCGAAGGGAACCCUUUUCGACAUUCUCCAUGGUAGCCCGGGAAAUGCUCUGGAUUGGGCAAGCAGAUACAGUAUAGCAGUUGGAGUUGCUCAGGGUCUGGCUUUUCUGCAUGGAUGCACUUGUGGUCCGAUACUACUCCUUGACCUAUCAAGCAGUAACAUCAUGCUGAAGUCCCUCAAGGAACCUCAGGUUGGAGACAUUGAGCUAUACAAGGUGAUUGAUCCCUCCAAGAGCAAUGGAAGCCUUUCUAUGGUCGCUGGUUCUGUUGGCUAUGUUCCUCCAGAGUAUGCUUACACGAUGAGGGUAACAAUGGCCGGGAACGUUUACAGCUUCGGAGUUGUUCUCCUGGAAUUGCUGACAGGAAAGCGAGCCGUUAGCGAGGGAACUGAGCUGGCCAAGUGGAUGUUGAGUAACUCAGUGAAGCAAGAUAAAUGGGAUCGCAUCCUCGACUCCAAUGUCAGUAGAACAUCACUCGCCAUCAGAAGUCAGAUGCUUGCAGUCCUCAAGGUUGCUCUUGGUUGCGUAAAUGUAUCACCAGAUGCAAGGCCGAAGAUGAAGAAUGUGCUGCGGAUGCUCCUCAAUGCAAGAUAAAAAAGCAUAGCCUCAUGAGAUGGAACGUCUUGCACUUCUAUACUCAUUUCCCACUAGAGUAUAUGUAAAAGGGAAAAGCUUUUCUUUCCAUGCUAGUAUUGGAAACGUUUUGAAGUUAACUGGUAUUUUAUAAUUCUUUUCUUAUCAUGUAUAAUAGAUAUAUAGCAAGUCUGGCUUUGAUUGAA